Meleagris gallopavo (turkey) is the source of this 349-nucleotide messenger RNA. The record is from RefSeq and is a predicted model, not a curated record. Lineage: Eukaryota; Metazoa; Chordata; Aves; Galliformes; Phasianidae.
GACCAAUAUAAAAGGCAGCCCAGUUUCCAACUUUUCCAUCCACUUGUCUUGCCUUCUCCUUGUUGGGAACCAGGUGUACCUUCAGUCCCAAGACAUGUCCUGCUACUCCCAGUGUGUGCCAUGCCGGCCCUGCGGCCCAACCCCUCUGGCCAGCAGCUGCAAUGAGCCCUGUGUCAGGCAGUGCCAGAACUCCACCAUCGUCAUCGAGCCCUCUCCCGUGGUGGUGACCCUGCCCGGACCCAUCCUCAGCUCCUUCCCGCAGAACACCGUUGUGGGCUCCUCCACCUCCGCUGCUGUUGGCAGCAUCCUCAGCUCUGAGGGCGUGCCCAUCACCUCGGGGGGCUUUGAC